Adelges cooleyi (spruce gall adelgid) is the source of this 1722-nucleotide messenger RNA. RefSeq lists its product as uncharacterized. Bases 156 to 1649 code for a protein of 497 amino acids. The record is from RefSeq and is a predicted model, not a curated record. The transcript is spliced from 3 exons. NCBI's taxonomy places the organism in Eukaryota, Metazoa, Arthropoda, Insecta, Hemiptera, Adelgidae.
CUAUACUCACUUCAUAGUUCAUACUAUACUGUUAUUGUCAAGUUGAUGUUUUUUUUUUUAUUUUACUAAGGCCGUCUGUAUUUUAAAGAAGGCAUCAAAAUUCCGUUUAGUACUGUGCCUAUCCUUCACUUCACUGUUUGUUUCUUAGUGAAAAAAUGAUUUGGGAAAUUACAUUUUUGUUGGCGUGUUUUAACGUUUUAAUAACAUCACAAAGUGGUGGCCCAGUUUUUCCAGGAGAGAGUUCACGUUCCGGCGAAAUUCCAAAGGAAUACUUGGAACCAUUGUAUCACAAGGAUGUUGUUGGGCCGUUAAGUGAAAUACCGACGUUAGACAUGUCGGAGGUUGCCUUUAACGACAAGGACUAUCACUUUCUUACGACCGAAUGCAAGGUUGACGAAGACUGUUUGAACAAUAAAAAAGCAUCCGUCGAAAAGUAUCACCAAAGAAUGCAAGCGAUCCAGUGUGUUAAUGGGUUGUAUGUUUUGAAUGUUUUGGAUGAACUAAAAUCAAUCAUGGUCGGUCUGAAAAAUAACAGCACUUCAAUUUCUUCACUUCAAGAGACAGUCGAGGAAUAUAAAUUUUAUAUGUCCAGCAUUCUAACACUUUUACACAUUGCAAAAUCGGACCCAUACGCAUGGCAAAUCGAGAUGUUUACUUUUUUGUCGGGACUCGCAGAUUCGGACGUUAACAUUAAAUCAUACGUGGAUCAUUUCGAAAGUCUCAGCGUAUCCAUGCGAAAUACCAUAUUAGUGUUCGUUAACCGAUGUGUCCAGCACAGCUAUUUAAUGUCGCUGGACAACAGAACAGCAGAGAAGCCGGUAUUCCGAUUUAUUGAAUCUGUGUACAAAGAUUUUGAAGUGAUAGCCAUCCCCAGACUAUUAUAUACAGUACCGAAUCUCAUGUUACAGUAUCUGUAUCCGGAGGACGAUUUCAUAUUUGAUUGGUCGGAGUUCGAAAUCAAACUUGAUACGAGUAAUGUCAAUCGUGAGAUGAGGACACAACUCGGGUUUUACUGUCCGCAGAAUUUGGUUCAUGAAUGGCAAUUGGAUCCGAUCGGCGGUAAUAAGUACAAUGUGCUGAUUGCUAAAUACAUCCACUUAAGGCUUGAGUACGUAGCAUGGUUCCACUUAUACUUAUACCGCACCUUACUGGACCGAGAGCUUGACGGACCCCUACAAAACCCUUUCUUAAAAAAAACAUUGAUCAAAUUAUGGAUAACACUCGCCCCUUAUCUUAAAUGUGUCUUGAGAUAUGUUGGGUUUAACGAAAACAUCUACUGGUCUGCAAUGAAUAUUAUGAUGGUCGACUUUAAGAAGAUUAGCAAAGAGGAACUCGCGGCACGGGAAAAGUAUACGAGAAAUUAUUUUUGUCAAUCUGUAGAGGAUUUAGGGCUCGCUAGUGCAUCCGACAUUAAUCAGCAAUUGAAGAAAGUAUCAAUUCCAAAAGAUUACCGUUUAAUGUACAUUAGAAUCGUAACUAAUGUCUCAAGGACAGACCAAUACUGUUCUGAUAUAAUAACUGCAUCACAACCAAGUAGAGGCGAAUAUCGUCCAUUAAAAUUCAACACAUUAUAUUUCAAAGAAAGAUAUAUUCGUAUAUUAUUAAACGCUGAAGGAAAUGAAAACUUUGUGAUGCGUGAGAAAAUUUGAAAAUGAAAAAUAAAUAUUAAUUCAAAUAAAUAUAAAAUUUAUAAUUUUCUUAUGCGCUUGACACUCAUGUAUU